Molecule: messenger RNA, 413 nt
Organism: Cygnus atratus (black swan)
Lineage: Eukaryota; Metazoa; Chordata; Aves; Anseriformes; Anatidae
Gene: ATP5MK
Product: ATP synthase membrane subunit k
Exons: 4
Coding region: 149-328 (59 amino acids)
Source: RefSeq, a predicted model, not a curated record
CGGCCGCCGCCGCCAUGCCCGGCCCCACCACACGCGUGCAGCACGGCGCCGCGCCCCGGAAGCAGGCAAAGGGGAAGGAAGCGGCCGCCAUUUUGUGGGAGGGCGCUGAGGAAGGGCAGAGCGCGGCGGCGGCAGAGGACGAGCAACCAUGGCUGGCCAUGACUCGGGAUCUCAACACCAGUUCACUGGAUUUCAGAAGUACUUCAAUUCCUAUACCAUGGUGGGCAGGAGGAAUUAUGUUAUAGCAACGUACACAGGCAUUGCAAUGCUCAUCUUAUAUUUCAAGCUUAGAUCUAAAAAGAAGACUCCUGCUGUGGCAGAUAAGUAAAUGGUUGCUGGCAUGUCUGAACCUGCAUUGUUUCAACGUAAUGGAAGCUGAUGUCCUAUUCUGGCUAAUAAAAUAUAAACAAUUA